GUUGUUGAUUUCUUACUUUGAAGAAGUUUUGAUUCGAUGGCUGAAAAUGGUGAUGACAGAUCAGGUGGUGCGUGGAGUCGGGUGGUUGUUGCGUCAAAGCGGAAUUGUCCGCCAACGAGGGGAAGAGUUUGAUCCAGCCGAGCUACAGCAUCGCCCUCGACAGACCGCUGUGGGUCAAGAGGAAUACGAGCAGAUUGAACGGGAGUCAUUGAGGUUGUUUCGUGACCUGCACCUUUCAGAUCCAUUGUUUCGACGCAUGGGUGACCGCAAUGACGGCAAUAGGACGUUGUCGGGUGCGAGCCGACGAUCUGGUUCAAGUACUCCUGCAAAACGGGUCUAUUUGACUGAAGUGCCAGAGGACCCUGUGGAUGAGGAGGCCCCUGAAGAGGAGGAGCUUGUUGAGGAUGACGAGCAUAUGGUGCUGGAAACUGCUAUUCAAAAGGAGGCACAAGCCUUUGCUGCUGAGUUGGAAGAAGCUGAACAAGAUGGUUUGGACCCCAGCACCAUUGAGACGUUGGAAGCCAAUUUUGAAUCAGCUGCUGAAACUUUGGUCACGAUGCGUGAAGCACGCAAUAGACUGCAGGAGAUCAGAAAGGACCGUGGCUACAAGAAGCCCAUGGAUGGUGCUGCAAAGGGUGGACAGAUUUCCAAGAAGAAUUCGAAGCAUCCAUGCUUCGAUUGUGGAUUGCCGGGGCAUUGGGCCGGUGACAAAGAGUGUCAGAAGCCUGGCCAAGGACUUGCUCGCAAAGCUGGAAAAGUUGCAGCUGCUCCCAAGCAAGUGCGUUUUGCAGAAGUUUGUCAAUCGGACGCCAUUGCCACUGACCCCAUUGACACAACCAGCACUGUACACGAAGCUGCCAUGGUGAAUGUUGCUGUUGGCCUUCCUUUAGACCAAGCCCUGAAUGUGAACCUCUAUGGCACCACCCAUCCAGUGCUUGUUUCUGACGCCAGGGACAUUGCUGGCGACAAGAUGUUGGUGGGUGCCCUUGACUCAGCCUGUAACAGGACUUGCUCGGGCCCUAAGUGGUUGGAAGCCUAUGUGCAGCAGAUCCGUCAAUCUGCACCAGCAUUCAUUUCCAAUUUGAUUCAGGAAGUAGUUGAACAUGAGAAUUUCAGAUUUGGAAAUGGUGGCAUUGUUCCAAGCACACAUCGUUGGCGUCUUCCAGCUUUCGUGGGUGGUCGUGUUUUGCUGCUUUGGGUUUCACUAGUACCAGUUCCUUCACUAGGUCUUUUACUUGGCCGAGAUUUUUUGGAAUCAGUUGGUGGAGUGCUGGACUUCGCAGACAAAACCAUCAGCUUCAAGCAUCUUGAGGCCAAGACUCAACGACUGGAGCAGAUGUCAGCUGGGCAUUACAUGCUGCCCUUGGUGGACGUCAUCAAGUUCUCUCCACUGAGUGUGUCAGUGAUGAGUGCUGCACCGUUGGGCAAGCACGAUUUGAACGAGACCAUUCGAUACCUGAGCCCUGCGGCAGCCAAGUUGUUCUUCGAGGAGACAGGCUCUUACGGCCAGAUUUGGUAUCGAUGGCGAAGGUUUCUACUUCGCAUGAUGGCUCGAAGGGUAUGGCACGAGCAAAGCUUGUUGCUCUGGCUGCAAUCGCGCUCAUACUUGCGCUAUUUGCCAUUCCCUUACCCAUCAAUCGAGACUCCAGAGCAGUGGCAGGUUCAGGCCCACGCCCAAUUCCAAGCGGGCACAAUUUUGGGCAAGCACUAUCACAUCGCCGAAUACAAGAACCUGUUCACUUCUCGCAAUCUGCAGGAGUUGAGCCAAUUUCGCAAUCGAGUGGGUUGGCGCUUGGCUUUCGCCGAGGAUCCAGUUCUGGAUGGUUUGCUGGCAGCGCGUUCACACCGUGGACAAGCCAGCUGCUUGAAGCAGGCAGCCAUUCAGGAGAUCAAGAAGCAGGCAGACAAGGACGCAGAGAAAGCUGGUCGUGUUGUGGCUCUUCGAGAGCUGAUUGGUCCUCGUGGUGGCCUUCCAACGCUGAAGUCAGAUCUGAUCAAGCUGGCACAUCUGUUGGAUGUGGAGAUUGGCGAGAAGGACACCAUUCCAAUCAUCAAGAGCAAGGUUCAACCGAUUGUUCAAGACCUUGCCAUGGCCUAUCCAGCAAGUGCGGCUUCAGGCCAGCCUGCACCCAAGCCUGCUGCUCAACCAAAGACGCCGAGUUUGUCAGUGGCCCAACCCAAGACUCCAGGAAGCGGAUCUUUGACGUCAACGCCGUCACCAGCCGCUCCUGCAGAGGCCAAUCAACAGUUGCACGAUCGACACCUGGAGGAUCAGCUGCAGUUCGUCGAGAGCCGAGUCACGGCAAUGGUAGAGAACCGAAUGGGCCAUUUCCUGAGCGACUCCGAGAAUCGCAUGCAGGCCAUGCUCAGCCAAGUGAUGCAACACGUGAUGGGCAUGAGCAAUCCUCCGAUGAAUGGUGCAGCAACACAAGAGACCACGGAUGCAGAGAUGGUGGCACCGUUUCCUCCAGAGAUGCCACGCUGA
Molecule: messenger RNA, 2485 nt
Organism: Cladocopium goreaui
Lineage: Eukaryota; Dinophyceae; Suessiales; Symbiodiniaceae
Source: the annotation of a GenBank genome assembly